This is a messenger RNA of Geosmithia morbida, 540 nucleotides long. RefSeq lists its product as uncharacterized. NCBI's taxonomy places the organism in Eukaryota, Fungi, Ascomycota, Sordariomycetes, Hypocreales, Bionectriaceae. The transcript has 4 exons. The record is from RefSeq and is a predicted model, not a curated record. Bases 1 to 540 code for a protein of 179 amino acids.
AUGCAAAGCCCAGGUGACGGACAGCGUCCCGUCUGCGAGCGGUGUAGGAUCAAGAAACUCGAGUGUCGUCUGCCCUCCAAGACGACGCGCUUCAUCAAGUCGAGCGAGGUCUGCUUCGACAAGGCCAUCCCCCUAGGAGCACCGGAUGGCCUGGAUCCCCCUCCGGGAGACCCUCCGGGAGACCCUCUGGGUAGGAACGUCGGGACGGGAGACGGUCCGAGCAGUUUGGACGGGUCACCGAGAGAAGAAGAGUCGGUUGGCUCGCCGGCCCAGGCUGGCAUGCCGUCGCACCAUCAUCACCUCGAGAUGCUGGCCGAUGCAGCCACCGCGGGAGGCUGGGUAGGUGGCAACGACGCCGCCGUCGCCGCCACCGUCCCGUUCCCGAGGCCGAACGACCGUAUACUGUCGCUGCCUACGGUGGUCUCGUACGGUCUGGAGCAUGGCGUGUCGCCGCCGCAGACUGGAUAUCCAGCCGACGCCGGGAUGCUGAGCGGUGGCGGCGUGGAGAAUACGCAUCCGGCUAUCACGGCUGCUGGGUAA